Molecule: messenger RNA, 219 nt
Organism: Penicillium concentricum
Lineage: Eukaryota; Fungi; Ascomycota; Eurotiomycetes; Eurotiales; Aspergillaceae
Exons: 1
Coding region: 1-219 (72 amino acids)
Source: RefSeq, a predicted model, not a curated record
AUGCUGGAGGCGACUCGCGGCGGGAGUGGGGAAACCACCGAGGCGAACCUCAUGCCUGAGCGUUUUGCCGGCAUAACUACCAAGAAGGAAUUCCUAUCCCCCAACGGAGGGUAUGAAUUUCUUCCCCUCUCCCGAGUCCUUGAGUCACCAGGCCCAUUGGUGGGAUCAAUAACGACUGAGACCCACACCCGGUAUUCCGUAAUCGUCGACCAAAUGUAG